UUAGGUGUGACUGGACAGAGAAAUACAGAGUGACAUGGAGGACUACUGUAACAAAAUCUGGAUGAAGCGGAUAUUUUUCAUUCUGCUUGGUGUCGGGAUGAUUGCUAUUAUUCAGAUGAGCUCACAUGUUGAUUUCUUCUUUCACGGAUACCAUUCCAACAUUUCAAACUGGUUACUGAACGGAAUAGGUCGCCUACAACACCAAACAGCUGAUUGGCAAACACGGGGCACACACGGUAUUUCCUGUAAGAAGCUUGUGGCUGGUGAUGCUGACGAAAUAAAAAAAGCAAACGCAAUUAUGACCAAGGAGUUUCGUUCAAGCUAUUUACCUGAAAUUUACCCUGCCCUGACAAAUGAUUGUGAACAGUAUAAGAGAACACGGGGUUUCAUAAACAGCACCAUGACGCCCGGAGAAAGGCAGUUUCCCAUUGCCUUCAGUAUUCUGGUGUAUAAACAUGCAGAACAAGUGGAGAGGCUGCUGCGAGCAGUAUGGCGACCCCAUAACGUAUACUGUAUACAUGUAGAUUCGAAAUCUAGUAACAUGUUCAAAGCUGCAAUAAACUCAAUAAGAAAAUGCUUUGACAAUAUCUUAUUUCCCCCUAAGCAAGUCAGUGUCCGGUGGGGAACAUAUACAGUGCUGGAACCAGAGCUACUUUGUAUGGAAGCUUUGUGGAAACAUAAAACUUUUUGGAAAUAUUUCAUCAACCUAACAGGCCAGGAAUUUCCAUUGAAAACUAACUAUGAAUUAUACAGGGCACUGGAAGCUUAUAAUGGCACCAACGAUAUUAACGGAGGUUAUAAAGGGGCUAAUCUUGGGAGAUGGAAGGGCCGUGGAGACCCUCCGCACAAAAUCCGACCACGAAAAGGGGGCGUUCACAUCGCUGCCACCCGGGGGUAUGUCGACUACCUACUCCACAACAAUGUGUCACAUGACUUAUUGGAGUGGGUCAAGAAGACAGGUGUCCCUGAUGAAACCUACUUCGCCACCCUGAACUACAACCCACACCUCAAAGUCCCGGGGUCUUAUAAAGGAGAUGUGGACGAUGGGCUCCACCAAGCGAUGGUCCGCUACAAGAUCUGGGGCGAACGUACUAAAUGUUCCGGGAAGCUUACUCGCAGCAUAUGUAUCUUUUCUGUAGGGGACCUAGUGCGAAUGACGUCCUCUCCCUUCUUAUUUGCAAAUAAAUUCUUCUACGACUAUCACCACCUUGCUUACGACUGCCUUGAGGCCUGGCAUCAGAACAAGGUCGCACAAGAGCUGCAAAGACGUCUUGACUUCAACACAACAGUCUAUAGCAACAGAUGGGUGGUCAAACAUCACUUCUAG
This is a messenger RNA of Haliotis rubra (blacklip abalone), 1327 nucleotides long. Its product is annotated as beta-1,3-galactosyl-O-glycosyl-glycoprotein beta-1,6-N-acetylglucosaminyltransferase-like. Gene Ontology annotation, molecular function: acetylglucosaminyltransferase activity. NCBI's taxonomy places the organism in Eukaryota, Metazoa, Mollusca, Gastropoda, Lepetellida, Haliotidae. Bases 35 to 1327 code for a protein of 430 amino acids. The transcript has 3 exons. Gene Ontology annotation, cellular component: membrane. The record is from RefSeq and is a predicted model, not a curated record.